Molecule: messenger RNA, 1722 nt
Organism: Caenorhabditis briggsae
Lineage: Eukaryota; Metazoa; Nematoda; Chromadorea; Rhabditida; Rhabditidae
Exons: 9
Coding region: 1-1722 (573 amino acids)
Biological process (GO): proteolysis
Molecular function (GO): serine-type carboxypeptidase activity
Source: RefSeq, a predicted model, not a curated record
AUGUUUCGUUCUCUGCUUGGUGUCGCUUGUCUGUUGGCUACAGUAUUCUGUCAACAAGAAAAUGAUUUGAUCAAGGAUUUGCCAGGACUUUUGUUCAAGGCAAAUUUCAAAUCUUAUUCUGGAUAUGUGGAUGCUAACGCUAAUGGAACAUGGAAGAUGCAUUAUAUGUUGACCGAAUCUCGUUCCAAUCCAGACACUGAUCCAUUAUUGGUAUGGUUCAACGGAGGACCCGGUUGCUCUUCUUUAGGAGGUCUCUUUGAAGAACUUGGUCCAUUUUAUGUGAACUUUGACGGAGAAACACUUUAUGAGAAUCCGUACGCAUGGAACGCGAAAGCUAAUGUGCUCUAUUUGGAAUCUCCAAUCGGUGUCGGAUACUCAUACGACACAACCACUCCCGGAUACUUCCAAGCCAACGAUAACCAAACGGCUGGUCAGAACUAUCUCGCUCUUACCAACUUCUUCAAAGUAGCUCAACCAAAAUACGCCAACCGUACAUUCUAUCUUUCCGGGGAGUCGUAUGCUGGAAUUUAUAUUCCAAUGCUUACUGAUCUCAUUGUCCAGGGAAUCAACAAUGCAACGAACCCUUUCCCAAACAAAAACUUCCAGGGAUCCGCAAUCGGAAACGGAUUCAUGAAUGUAAAGGGACUUCUGAAUGCACUUGCUUUGUGGAGUGCCUACCAUGGACGUGUUUCUGUCCAAGACUGGGACAAUAUUAAAAACAACUGUACAAACAACACCGAUAUGGACAACUUUGAAUUCUCGAAAUUUACAACCUCCAAAAAUAAGAUCGAUUACGUUGGAGAUGAUUCAUAUUGCGGAAAGUUGAUCCAACCACUUAUUUCUCAAAACGCAGAUAACACUGAAGGAUUUGACCAAUACAAUUUCUAUCAAGAGUGCUACGACAAAUCUGUUUUCCAAGCACCACCACCAUCUGCUUCCGGAAAGAGAGUGAAGAGAAGUGCAUUGGCUGGAGUUUCUGCUAUUCAUAAGCAGUACCAACAACUCGGAAGCUUCAAGGGAACGUCUAACUUGGCACAGAACACUGCCACUCUUGUUAACCGAUUCUCCAAUGACAAUCAAUUCGGAUACUUCUGCUGGAACGAAGAUGCAGUUGGAAAGUAUUUGAAUAGCGACAAAGUCCAAAACGCUUUGAAUAUUCCACAAGCAUGGAAAGAUCAGAAAAAUGGUUGGGAAGACUGUAGAAUGUCGAUUUACAACAACUACACUCUCACAUAUGAAACUACCAAUCAGUUCUUUAAGAGUAUUAUCACAAAUCUUAAGACCAACUUCCGUUUCUUGAUCUACAACGGAGACGUAGAUACUGUCUGUAACUAUUUGGGAGAUGCCAAGCACAUCGCGCAAGUUGCUGCUGAAAAUGGUCUUAAUACUCUAUCAUCACGUACCCCUUGGUAUUACUCGGAUAACCAACAACUUGCUGGAUUCGUUCAAUCAUAUUCUGGAAAAAAUGCAAAUGGAGCCACCAUUAUUAUCGAUGUUUUGACCGUCAAGGGAGCUGGACACAUGGUUCCAUAUGAUCGCGCUGGACCUUCAGUUCAAAUGAUUUCCAACUUCGUGUGGGCUGCCAACAACGCAUUCGUCAAUUACACUAGCCAGGCUAACUUCAAUCCAAACAUUCAACUUUCCGAAAUGGUCGGUGGCUCCUCUACAACCAUCUCAUUCUUGUUUGCUGUUUCUGCUGUGUUGCUCCAAUUGAUUCUCUAA